Messenger RNA from Arachis ipaensis, 2119 nucleotides. The record is from RefSeq and is a predicted model, not a curated record. NCBI's taxonomy places the organism in Eukaryota, Viridiplantae, Streptophyta, Magnoliopsida, Fabales, Fabaceae.
UGUUGGGCCAGAAAAUGUACUGAAGUUAACCUUCCGUAGGUACAAGUUGAUGUGCCUUCCAAGUUAAACUUAGGAGACAAGGUGCUGUAUGAGUGACAUUACAGGGCAAACAACGAUGGAGGAGCUACAAAGUAAGAUGAAGACGAGGGUUGUCCACAUCGGAACCUCAACGGACGAUCACCCGGUGGAACAAUCGGCUGUUGAAAGGGAUGGAACGGAGGAAGGGAGCAAGGUUAGUGAAGGGAUAGACGCACGGCUUCUGAAUCUUCUUGAUCGCGUCGAAGAGCGGCUAGGCCAGGAGGACAAGGUUACUGGAACAGUUAUCAAAACGCACACAGAGCAGAUCAAGAAGCUGACAGAGGUAGUCGUCGGGCAUGGUAAAGUGCUGGAGUCGUUGCUUCGUGCCCAAGGAAUAGCAUCGCAUGUGGCAGUUAAGGUUGGUAAGGACAAUGUAACGAAGGUCAGUCGGCGCUCAUUUGCUGUUCAGAAGAGUGAACUACCAGCCGUAACGAAGUCCAGAGGGAGAUCUAAGAAGAAGGACACAAAAGGAGAAGAUACUUUGUCUACAAGGGCCAAGGGUAAGAAACAUGGUGUAGCGGAUACGAUGACGCGCAAGUCUAGCAUCCCUCCGUUGAAGCUUGACUUUGACGAUGACGAGGAUGAUGGCUGCAAAAUCAAUAUCAUUCAACAAGGUCAUGGAACGCCAUUCACUUAUCGGACAAACAUGGCCAUGUACAUGGAAAGUGUCGACAUGCCUUCGUGCCUUGACUUAUUGUUCCGGCCUCCACUUGGAAUGGAGUUUGUCGGUUCAGAACUUGCCGUCGCAGCGUAUAUAUUUGGUAACGGGUUAUCCAAAAAGGAGAUCCUUGUUCCAAAUGAACAUUGUUGCGGCAGCAGGGGAGUACUUCACUCAUUGUUACCUAGUGAAGAAGUCGUGGAUGAUGUACUGAACCUUGUUGCCUCAAGGAUGACGAGUAGCUACCUCAAUGAAAUCGGCAACCGGUGGUGGCUUCCAACCACGUUUGCGCAAUUUGCCUUGAACCCCACUAAUCACUGCCCAGAGACGUUGGCAUUCAUCAAGAGCAAAUACAUGAAGAAGACUAAUGAGCUUGUCAAAAUCUACGUGCCCCUAAAAAAGGACAGACAUUGGUACCUGGUGGUCAUCGAUCUGUUGAACGAAGAACUGGUCUAUCUAGACUCAGCGAAGGCUGAGUCCGUCACCGAGCGAAAGGCCCGGCUUGACCAGAUCAGAUAUGUGGUUAUUAGUAUACGUGUUAAGUAAUUUUUUCCACUUUCAUGUGUACCUCAUUUCAUCUGUUUCAUGCGUGUGAAGAAAGGUCCCUGAAAUCUCAUCUUAUGUGGUAGGCCUUCUUCUUGGAGAACAUGUUUCGUGAUGGAAAUUUGUUUGAGGAUAACGAAACCGCAGCCUGACCCGCUCCUCGCAUGUCUGACUAUUACUUUGCUGAACUAGAAACUGGGCAACAGGAUCCUUAUUCCAAGGACUGUGGCAUUUGGGUAGCACAGUGGAUGAUGCAAGGACAUAUAUGGGGCGACUAUAACUUGCAGGUGGUCAACAAUGCAACAAGGAUGCGGUUAGCCGUGGAUCUUGUGAUGGGUAGACAUAAUGCCAAAAGAAAUGAAGUGACUCGCAUAGCUGAAGAAGAUUGGGACCGAAAGAUGAGGCGGUCGGCUCAGAAGGAUUCAAAGACAUUAGGAGAUCCAACUAGUCCCAGUGUGUCCUUCUUCUGAGUCGAGCUGUUUGCCAGCAUAGCAUGGUCCUCUGAGUUACCUCUUUUGGAAGGGCAUACUAACAACUUGUUAAGUUCUAUGCACAGAAGGCAUCCUUUUGAGAGUCUGGGUUUCAGUCUCAAUCAUGAAGCAACUCUACAAUAUUGGCGAUUAUUUUGAGUGAACGUAUUUUUUUGGUUUCACGGACGUGCAGCUGCCAAUUAUUCUGUGUGCCUAUUAUUUUGUGUGAAUUGUAUUUUGUUUUGUUAGACACCUUAGUGAUCAUCUGAUUUAGUUGCUGCGUACUUAGUUUCACUCCAUGCUAUGUAUUGUUUUGAUCCAGUAUCAUUUAGUUUCACUCCAUGCUAUGUAUAGUUUUGUUCCAUGAUCA